CACUUCUCUUCUAAUCUUUCAGCAUGCGAAUUAAUUUUGUUGUUGUUUAUUCAUGGCGGACAGUGUCCCAGAACAAAAGAUCUCGGCUAUCACGAGUUGAAUUGCACAGACAUGCUUUGACUUUUCAAUCAGGCAACUACAGUGUGCAAUCCACUGCCUUUGAGUCUCCACUACCUUUUUUUCCCCCUUUGUUCCAACUUGUUUGUGUUCUUCUGCACCUUUGUUGAGGAAUUCUAGAAGCUUUCGCGUCCACUUUCCCUGAAUUGUUCUUUAUCCUCCCCUCCAGUAAAAGGAGAAUUGUCAACUUGGUAUGUUUUUGCAUAAAGUCUUCAAGCUACGUUACUAGUUAGCUUCUUGAAGGAAUGGAAAUCGUCAACAACAGCAACACAUUCGCCGGCGAACUUACCCACCGAGGGUUCGCCGGCUUCCUCGAUGUUUUCGUCCACCAAGCUCGCGACCUCCACAACAUCUGCAUCUACCACAAGCAGGACGUUUACGCCAAGCUCUGCCUCACCAGCGAUCCGGACGUCACUGUCUCCACCCGAACCAUCAAUGGCGGCGGCCAGAACCCGAUCUUCGACGAGCAGCUCCGUCUCUGCGUGCGGACGGUCGAGUCGUCCCUCAAGUGCGAGAUUUGGAUGCUGAGCAAGGUGAAGAACUACCUGGAAGAUCAGCUGCUGGGGUUCGCCUUGGUGCCCCUAGCCGACGUCCUCGUGGCCGACGGCAAGCUACUGGCGCAGGAGUUCUCCCUCUCCUCCACCGACCUCUUCCAUUCCCCUGCCGGUUUCAUUCAACUCUCGCUCUCUUACGCCGGCGCUUCCCCGGAUGUGAUGGCGAUCCCACGGGUGAACCCCCUGCUCCCCGAGUCCACCUUGCCGGAAACAGAGAACCCCCAUGAGUACCAGAAGAUCGAGUUCCCGGACUUGAAAGUUGCCAAGGAGAAUCACAUGAUGAUUUCGGAGUACUUCGGUCUCGAUUGCUCGGACGUGGAGACACAGUGCGCGAUCGAUCCGGAGAGCUGCAAUCGUGAGGAUGAGGAAGCAGGGGUGCGCCUCGUAGAGAGCUUCUCCGGCGUCAAGGACAGAUCGUACUCAACUGGCGCUCCAAGGAACGACACUCCUGUUACCAGUGCCUCAACGAGUGACUCUUCUCCCCUGCUUGCCCCCACCUCUCCGUCCACCUCUCGCGGUUUCUUAGCCACCGCAACUCCGAGCCCGAAAGAGAAGAAUCCGAGAGUCGCAGAGAGCGAGGCCGAUUCGAACAACAACAAUUCAACAAUGAAUCAAAUCAUACGCAUCAACAUUGAGCCAGAGGAAACAGUGGUGCAACAGGAGAUAGUGGACAUGUACAUGAAGAGCAUGCAGCAGUUUACAGAGUCAUUGGCCAACAUGAAACUUCCAAUGGAUGUGGACGGUAACUCCUCUUCGACUUUGCAGGGUGCUACUGUGAAUUCCGACGAAAGGCAGGCAACGGUGGCAGCGAAGGGAAUCGGUUCUCGUGUGUUCUAUGGGAGCCGGGCCUUCUUCUGAGCUCAAUGCUAAGUACCAAACACAGAACUUGCUGACUGUCUAUGUGUUUGUGUAUGAAAUUUGUUGUUAUCAGUAUUUCCACUUGCGUCGUAACGCCUAUGAUCAUAGCCAACUUGUUGGUAUCAGAUAGACUACGUUCUAAAGAUUAUCCACUUCAUGAAGUGAUUUUCAUUUUGGACGAGUUGAAUUAGUAUAUAUAAUUUCCUUGGCUCUCUUCAAAAA
Zingiber officinale is the source of this 1751-nucleotide messenger RNA. RefSeq lists its product as uncharacterized. The transcript has 2 exons. Bases 363 to 1529 code for a protein of 388 amino acids. The record is from RefSeq and is a predicted model, not a curated record. Lineage: Eukaryota; Viridiplantae; Streptophyta; Magnoliopsida; Zingiberales; Zingiberaceae.